Molecule: messenger RNA, 2252 nt
Organism: Phlebotomus papatasi
Lineage: Eukaryota; Metazoa; Arthropoda; Insecta; Diptera; Psychodidae
Gene: Mink
Product: titin
Exons: 3
Coding region: 208-2043 (611 amino acids)
Source: RefSeq, a predicted model, not a curated record
CAAAAAGAAGGCCGUUUUUCUAUUGUAAAAUUUCAAACGGCAUUUUGUUUGUCCUCGCCAAAUUGGAAUUAAAAGAGAACAGAGUUUUCUCAGAUUUAUUGAAUUUGCAAAAGCCACAAUUUAAGGACAUUGUGUAGUUAAAUAGGUUAAAUAUCUGUGCAGUGAAAGAAUUUAGUGAAACGGUGGCCGUUGAAUAUUUUGUCAGAGAUGGACAACAUGGACAGCAUCGGCAAUAAGGAAAAUUUAAUGGAGAAUCCAACACCGAGGCGGAUGACUAGGCUGGCCAAAUCGCUGCUGAUGAAGGAGGCGGAAGAAGCGGAGGGAAGCGCGAAGCAGGAGGAGAAGGAAAGCAAAGUGUCUCCAGUGAAAACGCCCAGGAAGGUGGCUAAGAAGACGCCGAAAAAGACACCUAAAAAAACUCCAGGUAAGUCAGCAGCUGAAGCUCCGGGAUCUGCACGAAAAGCUCGAUCGGCGAAGAAGGAUGACAAGAAAGUGACUCCUGGAUCCCGUAGAGUCACAAGAUCCCGAUCCAUUCUGUCUGAAAAGGACGAAGAGGAGCAAACUGUCAAUGAUUUAGAGUCUAGCAAGAAGAAUCUCUUCAGAGAUGAUCGAGAGAUUAGUCCUCCGGAAGAGGAUUUUCGAAAUUGCAAGGAAGAGAUUAAAGUAAUUCCUGAUGAAGCUGCAGAAAACUCUAAUGAGGAUUCUCGGGAGAAGAAGGAAGAGGAAGAGAAACCAAUGGACAAAGAAGCGAAGAAGGACCCCAAGGACGACAAUAAGGAAGAAAAUGAUGAUGUUUUUGAGGACAAUCCUCCAUCAGUCCCAAAAGUUCCUGAAACUGUCCAGAAACCAGCUGAGUUGGAGACAUUUGGGGACUUGGUUGAAGCCAUGAAGGACGGAAAGGAUCUAGAUGAAGAAUCCAUCCUGAUCGUAGACGAUUCACUUACAGAGGAAAAUAUUAAGAUGCCCAAAAAUCCAAGUAUUAUAAUUAUUCCAGACACUCCUAUGCCAGACAAAGCACCCAUUCCCUUGAAUGAGACCUUCUCACCCGAGCCGGCUCAGAUAGUUUUUGCUCCCGAGGAGCACAAACUCCCGGAGGCAGAACCGCCAAGAAAGACUCCAAGAAAAACCCCGAAGAAAACCCCCAUAAAGACCCCCAAAAAAUCUCCCAAGCGUCUCAAUUUGCUGAGUAGCACAAAGAACAUUAAUUUUGCUCCAGCAAUCGCUUCGAGUGCCCUCAAAAAUUCCCUCUUGUUGGAAAAUAAGAUCCUCACCCCUCUCAAAUCCAUCCGCAAGCGUUCUUUCUCCACCAAUGACGUCGAGAGCAGCAGGAAGAUCAAUCGUGUGAAGUUCCACAGCCCGGCAAAUAUGGAGAUCACAGUUGAUGAAAUUGAUGACAGCAUGCGUCCCCACAUCGAGGAGAUCAAGCUCGAAAGGGAUGCCUAUGUCAAUGCCAGGGCCAAGGAGAAGAAAUUGGCCAAGAGACGCAAACGCUCAAUGAGCAAUGUUGAGACAGAAUCUGGCAAGAGAGCUCUCCUUGAUACGUCCACCAAUAAGACUCCAAGGACUCCAACGAAGAAAAAUGAGUCAAUAACUCUGGGAAAGAUUCCUAACUUCAUGGCCAUUCAUGCAGCAUCCUUCAAGAAAAUGGAAAAUUUGGUUGAUUACAAAAACAGGAAGGAUGAGAGAGCGAAGAAUCUUCUGAGCAGCUCUGGCAAGGUUCCCAGUGGAUCUUCGGCCAAGGAAGCCGUUGCAAUUGAGAAAGAUGCCAGUGUUGCUCCUGCGGGUGCGAAGGUGCCGGAAGAAGGUGAUGCCUUGCAGAAGGUAGAGGGCGAGGGUGAGAAAGAAUCGGGACACGUGGGAACUACUUCGCGGCCCCUGAACAAAGUAGAGGAGCGUCAGCAGAAAUGGCGCUCGAUGCACAAAUCUGGGCGUCAUGACAACCAGCAGACUGAGGUCAAAGCUGCCCAAAACGCAAUGCUGAAGGGGGUGCGCACCAAUAGACGCUUUGAGCUCAUGAUGAAGUUCAGGGGGCAGAAAAAUUGAGAGAUGCGCCUGGAGAUUUCUAAAGACAUGUUACAAUUUUUGGUUUUGAUUAUAAAGAAAAGAAAGAAUGUUUUUUUUCCCAUGCAUAAGCAAUUUUUCUCAAUGGCCAAUGUGGCAUUUUCUCACACCUUGCUUCUUGCGUGAAGUGCAAUUGUUGCAUUGAGAUUGUGUGAGACAUGGUGGUUAAUUGAAUAAACAAUUGAUAUUGA